AGGACUAUGGGAUAAAUUGGCGGCCCCCCCUUUCCUCGUCCCCGCUCACAGCACUCAACGGGACAGAGACCUCUCACAGACGCGGACUUAAACAGAUUGACAAAAUGGUGAAGUUUGGAGUCAAUGGAUUUGGUCGCAUUGGUCGUCUGGUGACCCGCGUGGCACUGCUCACCGGCAAGGCUGAGAUUGUGGCCAUCAAUGACCCUUUCAUCGAUGUCGAGUACAUGGCUUACAUGUUCAAGUAUGACUCCACCCACGGCCGUUUCCACGGUGAUGUGAAGAUUGAAGGAGGCAAGCUUGUCAUCAAUGGACAUGCCAUCACUGUUUUCUGCGAGAGGGACCCAGCCAACAUUAAGUGGGGCGAUGCCGGUGCUGACUACGUUGUGGAGUCCACUGGCGUGUUCACCACCAUCGAGAAGGCCUCGGCCCAUUUGAAUGGUGGUGCCAAGAGGGUUAUCAUCUCUGCCCCCAGUGCCGAUGCCCCCAUGUUUGUCAUGGGUGUCAACCACGACAAGUAUGACAACUCCAUGAAGGUUGUCAGCAAUGCCUCCUGCACAACUAACUGCCUGGCACCCGUUGCUAAGGUCCUGCAUGACAACUUCGGCAUCAUUGAGGGGCUCAUGAGCACCGUGCAUGCUGUCACCGCCACCCAGAAGACCGUGGACUCUCCCUCAGGCAAGCUGUGGAGAGAUGGCCGUGGUGCCAGCCAGAACAUCAUUCCUGCUUCCACCGGCGCUGCCAAGGCCGUGGGCAAGGUCAUUCCUGAGCUUAAUGGAAAGCUUACCGGCAUGGCCUUCCGCGUCCCCACCCCUAAUGUGUCUGUUGUUGACCUGACAGUUCGUCUGGAGAAGCCUGCCAAAUAUGAUGACAUCAAGAAGGUUGUCAAGGCAGCCGCUGAGGGCCCAAUGAAGGGAAUUCUGGGAUACACAGAGGACCAGGUUGUGUCCACAGACUUCAACAGCGACCCACACUCCUCCUACUUCGACGCUGGUGCAGGUAUCGCCAUCUCUGACCACUUUGUCAAGGUGGUGUCAUGGUACGACAAUGAGUACGGCUACAGCAACCGUGUUGUCGACCUGAUGGUACACAUGAAGACCAAGGAGUAAAGUCUUCUUGCGUGAUGCGUUUCCUGCACACAAUCUGCUACCUGCUCACGUGAUAACUUUUCCCUGUAAUCCUGUUCCUCCUCACUGUUUUCACUUACGGUGACUUGGCGGUGGGGAGUUCCACUUACAAUCACUUUUUUUUAAUAAAACAACAAUUAAACAACAA
Molecule: messenger RNA, 1272 nt
Organism: Alosa alosa (allis shad)
Lineage: Eukaryota; Metazoa; Chordata; Actinopteri; Clupeiformes; Clupeidae
Product: glyceraldehyde-3-phosphate dehydrogenase-like
Exons: 12
Coding region: 105-1106 (333 amino acids)
Biological process (GO): glucose metabolic process
Molecular function (GO): oxidoreductase activity, acting on the aldehyde or oxo group of donors, NAD or NADP as acceptor; NAD binding; NADP binding
Source: RefSeq, a predicted model, not a curated record